Molecule: messenger RNA, 2557 nt
Organism: Podarcis raffonei (Aeolian wall lizard)
Lineage: Eukaryota; Metazoa; Chordata; Lepidosauria; Squamata; Lacertidae
Exons: 18
Coding region: 278-2377 (699 amino acids)
Source: RefSeq, a predicted model, not a curated record
CAUUUCCCCCAUCUCUCCCUUUUACCUUCCUGGCUGUAGCACUGGCAGCACCCAGAAACAGAAACCAAAGGCUUCUCCAUACCUUCCUAGGAAAUUUGAAGCAGUGCUCGAGUGGCCACAAUCCCAGCAGAAUGAAAGAAGACAAUUAGGGUUCAUCCUUGAUAGAGUAAAAGGCGCCCCACCGGGAGAUGGGGCUGUACGGCUAACUGGUUACCAUCAGAAAACUGGUCAGGUGAUUGCCACCAAGGACUCGGGACUGAAUUACUGCACCGAUUCCAUGAGAUCCAAUAUUAAACAUGGCUACUUCGUGUUUGGAGAACAGGAGGAAACCUUCUGGGAUGUUGAGCCACAGCAGGACAUGAUCCUUAUUGCUCGCUUUUACCACUGGCCCAGUGGGAGGGUGGCACCCACCCCCUGGGACAAAGGAUUCAAGCCUCAACACCAGCCACUACUAAGGAGUGAUGAAUGGCUGGCUGCCUGGGCUGUGCUCAGACUGACCAAGAUGUAUGAAUCCCAUAAAGUGAUGGUUACAGGUGCAAUGAAGAAAGGGGAACCUGGGAUGCCUGUCUGGAACACAGGGACUCAUACACUGACUCUGUAUCAUGGCCCUGUGCCACCUGUUGUAGCUCUGUCAGUGAUGUCAAUGGAAGAGAAUCAUCAGGACUUCAAGAUAUAUGGUGAUGCUACUUUAAGACUGCACGUCUUCAGCACCCAGAAACCUGAGCAGCCUUUCCCACCAGAGUCACCACCUCCACUUGACCCAGCAAAAACCUGGCCUCAUGAAGCUUUUAUUCAUCAUUCCAGGGAGACCCUUCCUGUAGAGCCUUUCAGAGCUGGAGAUGGCUUUGAUCUAUACAUUGAUGGAGCCCGCUUCCUGCCUGAUGGUGUCACUGUUACCAGGGUCACUGCUCGCAUCUUCACCAGUGGUUUCAUGCAAAUUGGGCCAGACAUUUGCACUGGGAUUGACCUGAAUAGCAGCAUAUUUGAUCCACUUUACAACUACUCAGUUGAAAUCAGAGAGCCAGUGAUAGCGCCUUGUGCAACUCUUCUAUUAAAGGUUUAUUCCAUCAAUCGCUUAACCUCUGAGCUCAUCCAAAUCGGUUGGGCAGCUCUCAAUGUUUUUGUGCAAUGUGGAACACACACAGCCCCUGAACCAGAGGCCAAGGGGAUGCAGGUCUCCCUCAAUGAUGGUGCUCAUCAGCUCCGUAUUUUUCACAACAGUCCCUGCCCAGAUCAGCCCUUCUCUACCAGCUCUCUGACAUCAAUAGGACGGUAUGUGCCCUGUGCAACCCUGCUAGUGAGGCUUAUCAAGGCGCCUGUAAAUUCCAGCCAUAAAACUUUACAAAGAAGCAUGGUCCCUCAGACAAACUGGGCCAAAGUGGGCCUCUUUCAGUCCAGGCCUGACUAUUCUGAUGGUGUCUAUUAUUCAGACUCGGCCAAGCCUACUGCAGGAGAAAGUUGCUUCUAUGAAGCCAUGACCAACAGGUCUGUUGUUUCAGUGCGGGAAAUAGUUCACCAGCUUGAAGGUUCUAAGAGUUUAAGCACAGAUGAGGAGAUUGUCACCUGGAUCCAUCAGAAACUAACCCGGGUGCCAGGCAGCAGUCCACAGCCUUUCAGCCUCACCUAUGUCUCCAGAUACAUUCCCACCUACGGCAUCAAGUUUGCAUUGGACAGAGGCAUGAACUUACCAUGGUCUGGCUUGACAAUCGCCCAAUUCUGCUUCAAUCCACCUGGGGCAUGUUACUUUGGGGCGCAAUGGCUGAAGUAUGAUUACCCCAUCUUUGUUGAGGAGCUUGACAAAAACAGCUACCAGCAAUGGCCUGUGUGGCUUGAUGGCUUCAAGACCUGUCCCCACAGAGUUUACCAUGAAUAUACAGCCAUUAUUAUUCACCUGUACCAAGGUGUGGUGAAUCCUGCCCAAUGUGCCUCGGGUGAAAAAGAAUGCCAAGCAGCACAAAGAAGAGUCAUGCUAAAAGGGGAACAGUUACAUUACACUCAGAAAAGUGGGGCAUGGACAGCUCUUCAAGUGUUUUCCAGAGGUUACUGCAACACUGGCAUUUACCAACUGCCCUUAUACCAGGGGGCUCCCAGUCAGAUCAUCCUGGCUUCCUUAUCUGAAGGGAAAUGCAGCAGCAUUAUGAAGAGCAUGCUCCAAAAGAAAGAGAUCCAGUUGGUGCCAGGUGCAUCUGUGGUUGUGCGCAUAGCAGAUGGAAGAUGGGAUGAACUCAGAUAUACAUCAGGGAGUAUUGAUCAAUCUUAUCUGCCAGAGACAACAGAUCUGUACAAUAAGGAACCCUCUGGAAGAAAAAUUGCAGAAUUAAUGUUGCAGGAGACUUCAAGAAAACAGACAAAGUUAAAGGCACUGGAACAAAUUUAAUAAGAAGGAACAAGACAUCUUAGGCUACAUACUAGCUUACUCUACUGGCAAUCAUUGCAAGACUUUAUUAAGUUUAUGAAGAAUGUCCAUCCUGUAGCCUAAUACCUCAAGUGGCCACCUGUGUUUUAUUAGUGGUUAUGGUAAAGUAUAUUAAUGUGGCUGACAUCUUGGCAGUGAAUG